AUGUUCAACUUAUCAAGCCUUGUUUUGACGAUCGGCCUGGUUCAGGUUGCAUUCUGCCAGCUUGCGAGUCUCGGUCCAGGAAUAAAUGCUCCAGGAUAUGGUUUCGGAGACUUAGCUCAUACUCCUACUGGUUUUGGAGGGUGGGGUGGUUCAGGUUAUCCUGGUGUUGGAACAUAUGGAGGUGUUGGUACAGCUGAUAUUGCUGUAGCGGGAGAGAUUCCUGUAGCGGGUAGUACGGUAGUAGUUGGACAAGUACCGGUCAGAGGCAGCGUGGGUUUUAGUGGCCCGAUCCCUGCUGGUGGGAUCCUAGCAGUGUCUGGAAGUUGCAACUGCGGUGUAAAUGGAGCCAUAUUGAAUUAA
Papilio xuthus (Asian swallowtail) is the source of this 360-nucleotide messenger RNA. RefSeq names its product chorion class CA protein ERA.2-like. Bases 1 to 360 code for a protein of 119 amino acids. The transcript is spliced from 2 exons. Lineage: Eukaryota; Metazoa; Arthropoda; Insecta; Lepidoptera; Papilionidae. The record is from RefSeq and is a predicted model, not a curated record.